AGCUGAUGCAACAAAGAGCGACCAGUAUAAAUACAGCCGGCGAGAGGGAAAAGACACUUCAACCUCUUGCAUUCAUGGAAGGAGCAACGAAACACUCUGUGGAGAAGGUGGGCGAGCUCUCGGUGAACUACUCGCAGGAAAUAACGUUAAAAUGGUCUACACUUACGCACUGGUGUUCGGUAACGGGAUGUCCGUCAGGUGCGAGCAGGAAAACCUAGUAGAGGGUUUGACGUUUCAACAAUACUUCAAAUCAGACAAAGAGAAACUGAAGCACUGCGGCAGACUAAUGAAAGCACAAAGUUCAUCAAGUCUGGGAUCUGAGAGCAGUUUGGAAGAGGAGGAAGGCGAAGGUGUGUGUCUUCAGCUUGAGCUCUCCAAAAGCAUUGAGAAGUGUCUCUUUGAUGCCAAAAGGGCAAGUUUGCGCUGCCAGGAGCUUCGUCUGCCCAGGCGCAUGACCGCGCGUGUUGCCAGAGACAUCCUGCGCGCAUCCAUGAAUGAGCCGUGCGGGAUACGUGGCGCCUUGACCCACAUGUUCAUGGAAAGCAAGGGUACAUUACUGAAGCUGGGCACCGUGACACCCGAUCAGAGUCUCACACCCACCUUUGAGCUGUCGGUAAUCUUGCAGUCUGACCUGAACGGUUGGCCACCGCUAAAGAUCUUUUUUGAAGGCGGGAAAGUCUUAAGCAUUAAACGAGAAUACCGGCUGAUCAAGCAAAAGCUCUACUCAUCCGCUGCUCCUACUGUACUGGAAUUUUAUUGAGACUGAUUGACAUGUUUGGGGGGUUGCUACAAAAUUCAUAGGAAAGUUAGUCUUGCACAGUAUUUUUUACUGUGACUUUCAUUUAUUUCUGAGUGCACUGAAUGAUCUUAAACUUGUGUAAUGCUGUAUAAUAACUGUCUAGAAAAACAUUAACAAAUAUUUAAGCAAUAUCACAAGCACGUGAGUAUGGAAGCACAUUUAUGCCACAUAAAAAAAAUUGUACGUCGGUAAGUCAGAAUUAUUAGAUAGUAAAGUAAUUUUUAUGACAAAGUCAUAUGUGAUGUCAUAACUUAUCUCAAUUAUAAUUUUGAAUAUAAUUCUGACUUACUGUAUCAUAAUUUUAACUUCUCAUAUAACAGUCAUUAGAAUUCAUAUCUCAGAAUUAUAACUCUGAAUCUAAUAAUUUUGACUAUCUCAAUUCUGACUUUGAAAAAAAUCUUAAUUAUAAUCUCAUUUGACUUGCUAUCUCAUAAUUUUGACAUAAAUCACAAGAAUUAGUUACUUUAAAAUUGACUUAUCUCAAAAUAAUAACUUUGGAUCUAAUAAUUAUGACUUAGUAUCUCAUAAUUGACUUCUCAUAAUGACUUGCUAAUAAUUUAUAUUUUACCUCAUUAGGACUUAUCUCACACAAGUUCUCAUAUAAAUGUCAAACAACUUUGUAUCUCACUAUUAUGACUUCUCUUAAAAAAAAAAAAAAAAAUUAUGACUUGACUUAGUAUCUCAAUAAGACUUACCAAAGCACUUUUUCAUGUCACAGAAAUGGGCUUUCGUACUGGUACUUUUAAACAGAAUUUUGCUCUAUACUGAUAUUGCUCUUAAUAAAACUGUUGUUGCUGUUGUAUAAAAUUGCACUAUAUAAUGCCUAACAGAUCAUUCAUAUACAUUCAAAUAGUUUGAAAUAUGAAAAUCUUGAUACUGAUAUUUUCCACAUAUGAUCUUGCAUUCUAAAACUACUGAAAGUUAUUCUUAAGCGUUACCAUAUAUUGAAUUAUGUAAAAGACUGUUUUGCCACUUUAUAUAUAAAAUAUAUAUAUUUGUCAGAUUACACCCACUGUUCUGUGUAACAUAAGAUGUUAAAUAUGACUUUGAAGGGUGUUACCACUACAGAAUGUUCAGUUUGGAUUCUUCAGCAUUGUUUGCAUUGAUGUUCAGGUAUGUAGGAGGGUUCAUAUAGGAAUCAUUCCACCACAGUAUAUGUUGACACCACUGUAAGUUAUCUUUGUGUUUUGUAGCUUUAAAAGAAAAGGGACAUGCUGGCAUUGUCCCUCAGUAAACCAAAACUACUGAAUCAUUUGUAACAGUAUUUUUUUUUUUUAAAGCACAACAAUAUUUUAAUAAAUUAUUCUUAAACUUACCACGGUCUACAUGAACAUAUUGUUUGAACUGGAACACAAUUAUAAUUGCAGACUCUGUUUUAUUAAAACAUUUCACAACACUCAAAAACACUGUACACAGAAGACCCUGUACAAAACUAUGUUCUUUCUAAAUGCACAGAAGUCAAAUUAAGUUCACUUUAAGCAUAAAGCUGACUGAAAAACAAAACCCAACAAAAUGAAUCUAGUACAGUGGGCCUUUAAACUGUCAUCCAAAGUUCAGUGUCUGUUCUGCCUAUGCAAAAAAAAAAAAAAAAGUUUCAAGAGGGUCAACUUCAUCUCUAUAGAAGAAAAAAGCUUUUUUAUUUAACCACUCAUCACUGUUCAUCAGUUCUCAUCAGCUAACACAUGACAAAGUGUUGCAAUAAGGCGAUAAUCUUUGUCUUGAAUAAUGGGGUUGUAAAGUUUCAUUCUUGUAAGAAAGUGACAUUCUCAUUUCUAACCAUCCAGUGGUUAUGAUGGUGGUACAUUCCACAUUAACCUUAAGAGGCCAGUUGUGAAACAUCUGCAAUAAAUAGUUUUUGACUUUUAACCAACUCCUCUAAAGUCAAAUGCACAAGUGCUGGUCAGUUUGACCGGUCCUGUAAGUCAGAGGACACAAGACCAUUUUUUCAGGGCUAUUCAUGAACUAGAGUGUUCUGGAAAGAUGUUUUCCACAUGAAAAAUUUGGAGGGUCACGCCCUUAAAACGUCUCCAGUCAAGAAGAAAAAUGUCCUGUUUGUAUCCUCUGUGUCCAGUGUCCUUUUGUCCAUAUUCUGAGAAUGACACUGCACCUUUAAGAACUGCUGAAUUAAACCAAACUAAACUUAACCAGAACUUCUUAAAGAAACAGCUAAAUAUAGCCUAUUUUAACUUCUGUGACAGCAGCAGUGAAAUGUCUUGGUUCACUUUUUCAUCUUCAUAUCUGCCUCUAUUGCACUGCGGCGCCCUCUGGUGCCUCCGUCCUGUAAAAGCAGAAAAGCCAGUCAAAACACAGUUUAUCACCCAGUGCCCUAACACACCAGACCAUCAGUGCCAGGGUCGGAUUGUCCAUAGAGAGAGGCAGGACUUUUCUCUGUGGGCCACUAUCAGGCUGAUGCACAUUAUGAUAUAAAUAUAGAUUAAAAUAACCAUUUAAACAAAUCAUUGCCCUUUAAAACAACAUAUUAUUAUUAGGGCUGUCAAUGAAUUACAAUUGUUAAUUGCAUUAAUUACAUCGUAUGCUGAUUAAUUAAUCAAUUUAAUCGCAUCAAUAUUUGCAGAGAAAGGCCCUCCAAAUAAAAACAAUUUAAUGCAUAAUGAUUAAAUAAUUAUAUUUGAAUAAUUAUAAAUAUAAUAAUUAGGAUAAAUACAUUACUAUUGUAGACAAGCAAAACAUUAAUUAGACAACACACAAAGUUGCAAUAUAUUUUUUAUUUCCUUAUCAAUGAAAAUAAGCCUAUCAGUGGCCUACAGUCCACAUCAAUCCAUUUUGUAAUUAAAUUCAUCAAUCUGUCCAAGAUUUAUUAUAAGGGCUUUUCUAAAGACUACAUACAUCAGAAGGAUGCUUUUAAAGGGAUAGUUCACCCAAAAAUGAAAAUUCUCUCAUCAUUUACUCGCCCUCAUGCCAUCCCAGAUGUGUAUGACUUUCUUUCUUUUGAAGAACACAAACAAAGAUUUUUAGAAGAACAUUUCAGCUCUGUAGGUCCAUACAAUGCAAGUGAAUGUUGGCCAGAACUUUGAAGCACCAAAAAGCAUAUAAAUGGUCUGGGAUUGCAUGAGGGUGAGUAAAUGAUGAAAGAAUUUUCAUUUUUGGGUGAACUAUCCCUUUAAAGCGUCUCACUUUGGUUGUACUGCGUCAUAAACAAAACAUUUUUAGGUCACUGUGUUUAAGGUAAUCGUGGUUUGAAACUUAAAAAAACACGUUUCGAGAUCCCUGCGUUCCGAGUUGCACUUCAUCCAGCGGUGUUUGAAUGCAAGAACGCGUCCUCAUCUUGUGCUGUCUGCAUCAGUGUGGUUUGCUGCUUGUUCAGCUGGAGUUUUGCUUACUGCCCCCUGAUGAUUGAGAUGAAGGUGGUACUUCAAACUUGAAUUGCUCUGAUGGUAGGAAAUUCCUUAUUACGGUUUGGGGUCAUGAUUGUGUACAUUUUUUAAAGUUUUACUUUUUUUAUAUAAUCAAUCACACUGAAUGAAAGCAUUGACUCUACAUCCCUAAUUAUUAUUAUACAAUAGAUGUAAUAUAUAUAUAUAUA
Molecule: messenger RNA, 4343 nt
Organism: Myxocyprinus asiaticus (Chinese sucker)
Lineage: Eukaryota; Metazoa; Chordata; Actinopteri; Cypriniformes; Catostomidae
Product: DNA damage-inducible transcript 4-like protein
Exons: 2
Coding region: 152-760 (202 amino acids)
Biological process (GO): negative regulation of signal transduction
Cellular component (GO): cytoplasm
Source: RefSeq, a predicted model, not a curated record